Pyricularia oryzae 70-15 is the source of this 1395-nucleotide messenger RNA. RefSeq lists its product as uncharacterized. The record is from RefSeq and is a predicted model, not a curated record. Gene Ontology annotation, molecular function: monooxygenase activity; flavin adenine dinucleotide binding. The coding region runs from base 1 to 1395 and encodes 464 amino acids. The transcript has 4 exons. Lineage: Eukaryota; Fungi; Ascomycota; Sordariomycetes; Magnaporthales; Pyriculariaceae.
AUGGCAACACCGACGGUACCGCAUAGCGAUCAGCCUGACGAAUACCACGACAUUCAACGUGACCGACAAGGCGUUCUACCCCAACCCGACUCCUCAGGACCAUUCAUAUUUCGCGCGCUUGAGUACGCGUGCAACUGUCUGAACUGGGCAGCGGACAACUGGCUUUGUCCUAAGCCGCAGCCCAACAAGAACCUGGAAGGCGGACCGCGUAUUGCCAUCAUCGGGGCUGGAAUCACGGGUCUGAUGGCUGCGGCGCAAUUGACAGGACAUGGCUGCAGCAGGUUCGCCAACCGUUCAGAGCUCAGCAAAACUUCGUUAACGCACCGCUUCCACCCCGACCCCGAGAGCUGGCGGAAGAAGCCCUUCCCCGACCGACCGCAAAUCACCCGCUGGGCCAAGCAGCUAUGGGAAAACCAUGGCUUGGAAUCAAGCACACGUUUCAACACCAGGGUUGUACGCAUCUUCCGUCCUCCGUUUGAGAAAGAUCCAUCGGACACUCAAGUACUGUCGCCGCUUGGAAGCGGAUGGUACGUCAACAGAAUGGGCUACGGGUUCUUCGACGCGGUCGUAGUCGCCACUGGCGUCUGCGGCAAGCCCUCUUCAUCAGAUCUGGAGGGCAAGGAGGUAUACGAGGGCAUAGUGCGCAAUUUUGAAAAUGUCACAUCAGAUGAUGUUAAGGGGAAACAAGUUGUCAUUGUCGGAGAUGGUCCCCUGGUAAUCGACGCUUUCGAGUGGGCCAUUGAUGAGAUGCCCAAAACGUUGACGGUCGUGACCGGUGACCAGGACAUUGUCAUCCCUCCCAGUAUGAUGGCCAAGGCACGGGGCGUGCAUUUCUCCGCCUCUGGGUUGCUGGUCGAUGAGUCUGGACCCUGCUUGGACGGUGGUCCGGCCGGAUCACAUACGGUGGCGGUUCCAGCGGACCUUGUGAUCAUGGCAUCCGGUUACGAUAGACCAAAGACACACUUCUUGCCGGCUGAGUACCGUGAGUGGCCCUAUGAGAUGGGAUACUGGUUCGGACAGGUGUUUGCCCCCUGGGACAUGUCGAUCUGCGCCCUAAACUGCACUUACCGUCACGGACUGGGGCCCUCGGGCUCCUGGCAUACCGGGUUCUUUAUGCGGAUCUUGCUCAUGUUCAUCAGUUUGCCUGAUGCAAGGCCAUCCAAGUCAGCGUUGUCUUGUUGGCAGCUCCGCAGUCAAGUCUUGCGCUCGCUGCUUCCUGCAGAGCUUACCGACUACGUCGGCUACCUUGAGGUCUUUUCUUGGUUCGUGUGGGCCAUAUUGGUCCGACCCUGGCGUUGGGGCUGGAUCUUGUUUGUUCUAUUCGGCAUCGACUCCUCCCUAAUCAACCUCCGUGUACCGAGGAAGGAUGCUCCUGUCGGUUACCAGACCGCUUAG